Molecule: messenger RNA, 8370 nt
Organism: Archocentrus centrarchus (flier cichlid)
Lineage: Eukaryota; Metazoa; Chordata; Actinopteri; Cichliformes; Cichlidae
Product: sodium channel protein type 4 subunit alpha B-like
Exons: 28
Coding region: 357-6248 (1963 amino acids)
Biological process (GO): neuronal action potential; sodium ion transmembrane transport; membrane depolarization during action potential
Cellular component (GO): voltage-gated sodium channel complex; plasma membrane
Molecular function (GO): voltage-gated sodium channel activity
Source: RefSeq, a predicted model, not a curated record
GAAAACCAACGGGCCUCACGAAUGGAAGGAAAGAGGACGAAGUUUUACUUACAUCGCAUCUGUGACAGCUUUCAAAAUGUCCAAAAUAGGGUGAUUGCAGACGUCCGGCGCUUACCCAGAAGUGAGUUUUGACCACUUUACUUUGGAUUCUGGUGACACUUUUCUGCCCCGUGGACUGGAGUUUGGAUCCAUGAUGAGGCGAAGUAAGCCUUGAAAAGAAAACAUGGAUUUUGCACGGAGGGUUUGGCUGUUCCUUCUUCUAAAACCCGUAGAACUUAAUUCUGGAAAUUAUGCUGUAAAUCUCACAGUUUCACACCUGUAAGUAAAUUCUAGUACAGGAGAAUCAGGAUGAAAAGAUGGCAGCCAUGCUGUUACCAACGGGUCCUGAUGGCUUGCGGCGGUUCACUCGCGAAUCCCUGGCUGCCCUGGAGCAGCGGAUUGCGGAGGAGCAGGCCAAGAAUGCCAAGCAGGCUCAGAAGAACGCAGAGCCAUCGAAACCCAGGGCCGACCUGGAGGCAGGGAAGCAACUGCCACGCAUCUACGGUGACAUCCCACAAGAACUUAUUGGGGUGCCACUGGAAGACAUUGAUCCGUUUUACUACAAGAACCAGAGGACCUUUAUAGUAAUUAACAAAGGGAAGGCCAUCUUCAGAUUCAGCUCCACAUCUGCAGUUUACAUAUUUACUCCAUUUCACCUCAUCAGAGCGAUUGCCAUAAAGAUUUUAGUCCAUUCAUUGUUUAGCUUGUUCAUAAUGUUCACUAUCCUCACCAAUUGUUUCUUCAUGGCCAUGUCUGAUCCACCAACAUGGACCAAGUACCUGGAGUAUACCUUCACUGCCAUUUACACAUUCGAGUCAGUAAUAAAGAUAUUAGCGAGAGGGUUCUGUUUAAUGCCGUUCACCUUCUUGAGAGAUCCAUGGAACUGGCUGGACUUCACUGUCAUUGUCAUGGCAUAUUUGACUGAAUUUGUCGACCUUGGAAAUGUCUCUGCUUUGAGAACCUUCAGAGUACUGCGCGCACUGAAAACCAUCUCGGUUAUCCCGGGUCUAAAGACCAUCGUUGGUGCCCUGAUCCAGUCUGUGAGGAAGCUGGCGGACGUGAUGAUCCUGACCGUGUUCUGUCUCAGUGUUUUUGCCCUCAUUGGCCUGCAGCUUUUCAUGGGGCUGCUGCGACAAAAGUGCGUCCGCAGCCUCGCACACUGCAUCAACUCCUCGAUUAGCCCCAACACAUCCUUCAUCUGCAACAACAGAACCUGGAGCUCCGCUGAGGACUUCCUCAGCAGUGAAGAUAAUUUUUACAAAGUUGAAGGAGCAAAGGAUGCCUUAAUAUGUGGAUAUGGAAGUGAUGCAGGGAAGUGUCCAGAGGGAUUUGACUGCCUAAAAAUAGGGAGGAAUCCAAACUAUGGCUACACCAGCUUUGAUACUUUCGGCUGGGCCUUUCUGGCACUUUUCCGUCUCAUGACACAGGACUACUGGGAAAAACUGUUUCACCAGACUCUGCGCUCAGCUGGGAAGACCUACAUGGUCUUCUUUGUGCUAGUGAUCUUCCUGGGCUCUUUCUACCUGGUCAACCUUAUCCUGGCAGUAGUGGCCAUGGCCUAUGAGGAGCAGAAUCAGGCAACCAUCGCUGAGGCCUGGCAGAAAGAGCGGGAGUUUCAGAUGGCCAUGGAACAGCUUAGAAGAGAGCAAAGAUUGGCAGCAAGAAGACAAGUACAGGAGACAGACUCAGCGCUGUCACCAGAGCUGUCUCCGUUCUGUAUGAAGUAUACAGGAAGUAUACGAAGAAGCAGCAGCAGAAGAAGAAGAUCUCACAGGACGCUGUCAGAGGAAACUGCAGAAGAAGCUGCAGAGCAGAAGAUGGAGCCCCUGGAAGAAGUAAUGCCUCCCCCGUCUCCCCUGCCAGCCCACCCCCUGCUGGCCACGCUCUCCUCUCACCCUCUCAGCACCAGGAGAGGAAGCCAGAACAGCAUCUUCAGCUCCUUCCGGGUUCGCAACAACUCAGAGGCUGACUUCGGGGACGAUGAGUACAGCAUUCAUGGAGACACCUUCAGGAGUCGCACCAGUUCCACAGCGACACACUGGAAGAGGAGAACGGGCAGUGUGAGGAGCCACUGCUCCCAAAUCUUCACCCCCAGCCUCAAUGUCAACGGUCGGCUGAACGUCUCCCUCGACCAUAACGGAGUCACGACCAUGGGUCUGCUCACCCCUAUGUCCAUGCCAGCUCACAGCAUGGAGAGAGUCAGGGAAGACACAGUAUUUUCUGUUUGUCAGAAGCCCUGCAGUGCAGAGGACACAGUUCCUAGGCCUCUCCUGCAGCCUUCCCCAACAGUGACAGAUCCGUCUCCAUUGCGCAGGAAAAGAGGCCUGAGCUCUGUCAGCUUUUAUAGUGAUGCCAUGGACGAAUUGGAGGAAUCAAGGCAGAAGUGCCAUCCCUGCUGGUACACAUUUGCCAAGAAGUACCUGAUAUGGGACUGCUACCCCUGGUGGCUGAAGCUGAAGGAGUAUGUGAAGUUAAUGGUGAUGGAUCCUUUCCUGGAUCUCGGUAUCACCAUAUGCAUUGUGCUGAACACCCUCUUCAUGGCACUCGAGCACUACCCCAUGACCGAGGAGUUCAACACCAUGCUCUCAGUGGGCAAUCUGGUGUUCACAGGUAUCUUUACAGCUGAGAUGGUUCUAAAGCUGACUGCCUUGGACCCGUAUUACUACUUCCAACAGGGCUGGAACAUCUUUGACGGCAUCAUUGUUUGCCUCAGUUUAAUGGAGCUGGGCCUCUCCAAUGUGGAGGGACUAUCUGUCCUGCGAUCUUUCAGACUGUUACGAGUCUUCAAGCUGGCCAAAUCCUGGCCUACUCUCAACACUCUCAUCAAGAUCAUCGGCAACUCAGUGGGCGCCCUGGGAAACCUGACGCUGGUGUUGGCCAUCAUUGUCUUCAUCUUCGCUGUGGUGGGCAUGCAGCUCUUCGGCAAGAACUAUCAGGACUGUGUCUGUAAGAUCUCCUUUGACUGUCAGAUGCCUCGUUGGCACAUGAAGGACUUCUUCCACUCCUUCCUGAUUGUGUUCAGGGUGUUGUGCGGCGAGUGGAUCGAGACCAUGUGGGACUGUAUGGAAGUUGCUGGCCAGCCCCUCUGCAUCCUGGUGUUUAUGUUGGUCAUGGUCAUAGGGAACCUGGUGGUGCUGAAUCUCUUUCUGGCCCUGCUGCUCAGCUCCUUCAGCUCAGACAAUCUCUCUGCUCCAGACGAAGAUGGGGACUUGAAUAACAUUCAGAUUGCCAUCGCCCGCAUCCACACUGGCUUCUCCUGGCUUGCCACGAGCAUCAUCAACCUCUUCAACCGCAGCUUGAAGCGUCGAAAGCAGAAAGCCAAGGACACCGGUCAGUCCGUCAAGCCGGUUGGAAAUCAUGUGGAAAGCAAUGGAGGGAUAUUUGGGCGUUAUGGAGAGAAGUACAUCAUACCAGAGGAGGACAGCUACAUGACCAAUCCAAACCUGACUGUCAUUGUUCCCAUCGCACCUGGGGAGUCAGAUGUGGAGUUUCUGGAGGAAGAGGAGAUCUCAGAGUCAUCGGAGGAUGAAGAAAACAAACCAGAGAAGAUCAGCCUGUCAGAGGGCAGCACGGUGGAUCUAAGGAAGCCCGGAGAGGAGGAAGAUAACUUGUCACUGCUGGAUGAAGACAGUAUGGAGCCAGAUGAAUGCUUUCCUGAAGUCUGCAUGAGGCACUGCCAGUGCUGUAACAUCGACACCAGCCAAGGCCUGGGCCAGGCCUGGUGGAGGCUGAGGAAGACCUGCUACCAGAUCGUGGAGCACAGCUGGUUUGAGACAUUCAUCAUCUUCAUGAUCUUGCUCAGCAGCGGGGCUCUGGCAUUUGAAGACAUUUACAUUGAAAAGAGAAAAGUCAUAAAGGUGGUGCUGGAGUAUGCUGACAAAGUCUUCUCCUACAUCUUCGUGCUGGAGAUGUUCCUCAAGUGGAUCGCGUACGGCUUCAAGAAAUAUUUCACGAACUACUGGUGCUGGCUCGACUUUCUGAUCGUGGAUAUUGCCACAGAUCGCUCUAUUGUUAGGGUGUCCCUGAUAAGCCUGGUAGCGAAUUCACUGGGAUAUUCUGACUUUGCUGCCAUCAAGUCCCUGAGGACCCUCCGAGCUUUGAGACCACUCAGAGCUCUGUCCAGAUUUGAGGGCAUGAGGGUGGUGGUGAAUGCCCUCAUAGGAGCUAUUCCCUCCAUCAUGAAUGUGCUGCUUGUGUGUCUCAUCUUCUGGCUCAUCUUCAGCAUCAUGGGAGUCAAUCUGUUUGCCGGCAAAUUUGGGAAAUGCGUGAACAGAACAGGCUUUAUCCACAGUGUCUCUUUGGUCAACAACAAGUCCGAUUGCCUUGCCAUGAAUGACACCCAGUUCUACUGGACCAAAGUAAAGGUCAACUUUGACAAUGUGGGACUUGGCUACCUUUCUCUUUUGCAAGUGGCUACAUUUAAAGGAUGGAUGGAAAUAAUGUACGCAGCUGUUGAUUCACGAGGAGUGGAGGAACAACCCAUAAAAGAAAUCAACCUCUACAUGUACCUCUACUUUGUAGUCUUCAUCAUAUUCGGCUCCUUUUUCACCCUCAAUCUCUUCAUCGGUGUCAUCAUUGACAAUUUCAAUCAGCAGAAAAGAAAGUUAGGUGGGCAAGAUAUCUUCAUGACUGAAGAACAGAAGAAGUACUAUAACGCUAUGAAGAAGUUAGGAACUAAAAAGCCUCAAAAGCCAAUACCAAGACCUGCGAACAUUAUCCAAGCCUUCUUCUUUGAUCUGGUGUCUAAGCAAGCCUUCGACAUUAUGAUCAUGAUGCUCAUCAUCGUCAACAUGGUGACCAUGAUGGUGGAAACCGAUGAGCAGUCAGAGCGAAUGGAGUCCAUCCUCAACAAGAUCAACAUGGUCUUCAUUGUGAUCUUCACCACCGAAUGCCUGAUCAAGAUCUUUGCUCUCCGUUGUUAUUUCUUCACCGUUGCAUGGAACAUUUUUGAUUUUGUGGUGAUAAUUCUCUCUAUUGUGGGGAUUGUUCUUGCUGACAUUAUUGAGAAAUACUUUGUAUCUCCUACCCUGUUUCGAGUCAUCAGACUGGCAAGGAUCGGACGUGUUCUUCGACUUAUACGUGCAGCCAAAGGAAUAAGGACUUUACUGUUUGCCUUAAUGAUGUCCAUGCCAGCACUGUUCAAUAUUGGUCUCCUACUUUUCCUCGUCAUGUUCAUCUACGCAAUCUUUGGCAUGGCAAACUUUGCCUAUGUGAAAAAACAAGAUGGAAUUGAUGAUAUGUUUAAUUUUGAGACCUUUGGGAAUAGCAUGAUCUGCCUUUUUCAGAUCAGCACCUCAGCAGGCUGGGACAACCUGCUGAGCCCUAUAAUGUCCAGCCCCCCAGAUGAGUGUGACCUCAACUUUAUCAACACAGGCACUAACACCCGAGGAAACUGUGGCAACCCCUCUGUGGGCAUAGCUUUUUUUGUCAGUUACAUUAUAAUUUCUUUCCUCAUUGUGGUAAAUAUGUAUAUAGCUAUCAUUCUGGAGAACUUCAGUGUUGCCACAGAGGAGAGCACAGAGCCACUGAGCGAGGAUGACUUUGAAAUGUUUUACGAGGUUUGGGAGAAGUUUGAUUCUGAGGCCACGCAGUUCAUUGAGUUUUCUAUGCUGUCGCACUUUGCUGACACUCUGUCGGAACCGCUGCGCAUCCCAAAGCCCAACAAAAUCCAGCUGAUCUCCAUGGACCUCCCUAUGGUCAGUGGGGACAGGAUCCACUGCCUGGAUAUUUUGUUUGCCUUCACAAAGCGUGUCCUGGGAGAGUCAGGGGAAAUGGAUGCUCUGAAACAGCAAAUGGAGGAGAAGUUCAUGGUGACCAACCCAUCCAAAGUUUCCCAUGAGCCCAUCACCUCAACACUGCGGCGCAAACUAGAGGAGGUGUCCGCGAUCGUCAUCCAGAGGUGCUACAGGAGGCAUCUUGUGUGCCGGCAGAUGAAGCAGGCAUCCUACCUCUACAGACAAAUAAACUACGAGACAGUUGUGGAUGUGGAGAAUGCUCCAGAAACAGAGGGGCUGAUAGCCUCCAUGAUCCAGCAUUAUGGGCCUGUGGGAGUUGCAGAGACAGUGGAGGAUACUUUAACGUCCUCACCACCAUCUUAUGAUAGUGUGACCAGGGCAGCCUCUCUAAGCCUCUCUGAGGUGGCCCAAUCAGUAUCCAGAGACUCUGAAUCCAGGGAGCCUGAUGAAAACUAUGAGGAAACGUUUCUUUGAGACUCAGUUGAACGGAGAGCGAUUGUAUUGUUUUUGUCUGUUUUGUUUACAGCAGAGAACAUGAAUCGAAGUAACUCAUGGUCAAAGAGAAAAAAAUGCUUUUAUAUUGUAGCAUGGAGGGAAUAUGCUAUUUUUUUUAGGUAACUCAGUCUCUGGAAUCACCCAGAUGUUCAAGAGCAUACAUGGACACUUCUGAAGUUAAAUUGUCCUCAUAUCAUCUUAAAAGCAUCCCUACAUGACAUCAGAAAUAUUUCUGCACUCUUUUUUUAAUAUUCACCCAUAAUAAACACAUCAGUUUACAACGGUUAGCAACAACAUUAAAACCAGCUCCCUCAUAUUGUGUUGGUCCCCAGGGAAAACAGCUCUGACUUGUUAAAUUAAGGACAGCAGAAGACUACUAAAGGUGUUCUGGCACCAAGAUAUUAGCAGCAGAUUCUUUAGAUUGCAAUUCGGGUCCUCCAUUGAAUUCAUUUGCUUAUCCACCAGUUUAUGUAGGCACUAAAAACUGCACUGUGAGCCCCCCAGAACCUGCCAAGUGACGUUCACAACACCAUUUGCCACUUAUCAAAGUCACUUUGAAGCUUCCAUUUGCUCCAACACAUCAACUUAUGCCACAGUCAAACUGGGGAAAACAGCAGUUUGAGACUUCAGCAUGACCAAAAUUACUGUGACCAUCAGCAAUGAACCUUUGAAGUGGUUGCUUUGAAGACAGGGACCAGGUCUGCAACUACUAACAGUUGGUGUCUUCAUAGCAACUUCGGUAUAUCAAGAUGGAGUCAGUCUGCUAUCUGUUAUCAGUUUGUAUUUGAAUGGGGUCAAUUUGGCAAUCAAAACUGUGAUAAACUGGCAAAAAUUGCAAAUCUGUUGCAGAUCUGUUGCCAUCUACAUACACAGAAAUUCAAAUUAAACAGAAAUUCAUAUUAACUACUUACAUUCCAGUCAGAACCUCACAGAUUUGAAACAGAGAUUCAGAAAUUCCUUCACAAAUAGUGACGUAGUUUCUGUAGGAUAUCCGUUUAACUGCAAGAUAACAUAGGCGCUCAGCAGCCUCGCUUAUAUAGGAACAUAACUAGAAUGCAACCAUUUGGCAACCAUUUGAGUCAAGUCUCCUACUGAAAAGAGAUGAAUCACAGAUGAGUUGCACUCACUGGUGCAGACUGACUAACUGUAACACUGUGGCAGUCUGAGUAUUCAUAAAUUAGAUGGCCAUUAUUUACAAACCUUCACCAAUCUGACUGAAAGUGUCUGCAGUCAGUCCGAGUUGGCCAACAAUUGUUAGGAGAAAAGUCACCUCCCACCAGGCAACCUGGCAACCUGUGUGUUGAGGGUGGGCAGCUGGUCACUGCAGCUACUGACAGUCGGUCUCUCGCAGCAAAAAAAAUAAAUGUGCUCACGGGGCAAUAGGUGAUUUUUCCUAGUCACAAGGAGGUUGCUGUCCUGUUUUUACUCUAGUGUGACAAAGCCAUUAGAGAACAAAGUGUUUACUUGAUAAAAGAAGCCAUUCACAGAUGCAAGAUAACAAAUGUUUUCCUCUCAUCUGUCAGUGGUUUUAAUGUUGUAGCUGAUCAGUCCACUGAUCCAAAUUCAACAGCACGUGAUCUGCAGUUUUUGACAUCACUCAACUCUAAUCAUCUUAGAUUAGAUCUUCUGCAUUUUAAAUAAAAUAUGUGGCACAAUAUUUGUUCCUUCAUGAUACAUCUGAAUAAUGUUAUCUUAACUGUCUCCUUGAAACUGUGGCAUGUGAACUUGGACUAAUUUGGACAUGUCAAUAAUUUCCUCAAAAGCUAAGUAGUAAAAAGCUAAAAAGCUCAAAAGCUAAACAACACACCCCACCUCAAAUCCAAGUAUUUAUGAGCAUACUUAAGCAAUAUUUUGUUUUACUGUUACUUGCAGUGAACAAACUUCUCUUCUUCUUCUUCUUCUUCUUGUAUAAUUUAAGCACAAAUGGCAGAAGGAAAAAACUGUUUCUCAAACUGACAAAUGCAAGCUGUACACAGCAAUUUAUGAAAGAAAGGCACAAAAGACCCUUUUACAAUGUUUUUACCAAAAUAAGCUAAUGUUAAAAAAGAAUAUUAAAGGAGCAAAUAUAUAUAACAAUAUACCGUAUUUUUCGGACUAUAAG